Messenger RNA from Closterium sp. Naga37s-1, 2313 nucleotides. Lineage: Eukaryota; Viridiplantae; Streptophyta; Zygnematophyceae; Desmidiales; Closteriaceae. The record is from the annotation of a GenBank genome assembly.
AUGAAGCCGAAGCGGCGAGCGCCGCAGAGAGUGCAGCGGAAGCCCAGCACGGUGGCGAGCGUGGGCGGCGGCAGCUGCAUGCGCUUCUUGUUGCUCUUCCUCGCCGCCGCCGUCCUCUUCUGGGUCCUCUCCUCGCGCUCCGAAGCCAUCGCGUCGUCGCUGAACGCCCUCAGUCGACGCGCGAAAAUAGCCGGCGGCGGGGACAAACCCCUCGUUAGAGACCUCCUCGGUACUGGAGCCGCGGGGGCGACAUCUAUAGACGUAUUUGCGAGCGAUUCAUUGGCCAAUGAGGAACCGGUGCCGCAAAUAUCGCUAUCAGGAACGGACGGGCAGGGGGAGGAACCGGAUCUCGCGGGGACGCUGGAUUCGGAGGAUUUGGGAGCGGUGAGCGCGGCGCAGAACACGCAAGAAACCCCCAGCGAGCGAGGCAAGGCGGUGGCCGACGCGGUAGAAGAUACGACGAGGAAUGAGGCGGCGCGUAGAUCAGCAGACGAUGCACCGCUUGUCAAAUCUGCGGGUUUGCGGGGCGAUGGAUUGUCAACGGGAGAUAAGAAGUCAGAUGCGAUCAGCGAGAAGCCGCGACCUGCUGCUAAUGUGAUCGUCAGCGUGACGCAACCCGCCGGUGUAACGAAACCCGCAACGAUGAAACGGAAAAAGCGACGAGUGAAAGCGCCUUUAGCGCGGUGGGCGCCGCUCAACGGCAAGUAUCCGGAUCUGACAAUAGCGAAGCCGAAGCGCAAAGUUCUAAAGGUUAACAUCGACAAGAAGAACCUGCAGCGGGUGUACUUAGACGCGACGCGGUGCGACUCCUGCCACACAGUGUGCAUGCCAAUACAGCAGGGCCGCUGCUCAUCCACUCCGCACACACCUGCACUGCCCCCUUUCCCUCUUACCCCCCACUCCUACCCGCCUUUCCCAAUCCUCCUCCCACCCCCCAGCCAAGUGCUGUUGCUACCCAACAUGUAUGUGAACGUGACAGGGCAGGGGUUCAACGCCACACACCUUCCCCUUCCUCUUCCAGCCGUUAUCCCUUUUCUCUUCCUCGUCACCCCCACCCCCUAUUCCUCCCCCUCCCACCAGUUGCUGCUGCUGCACAACGUGUACGUGAACGUGGAGGGCCAGGAGUUCAACGCCACACAACCUCACUUCACCCCCCCUUCCCCUCCGCCGCCCUCCUCACCAGCUGCUGCUGCACAAUGUGUGCUGCUCUUGCACAACGUGCACAUCAACGGGGUGGGCCACGUGUUCAACGCCACAAUUGCACCUAACCCGUAUUUCUUCCCCUCGCCCAUCUCUCCCUUUUCUCCCCGGCACCCCCACCAGGUGCUGCUGCUGCACAACGUGUACAUCAACGUGGCGGGGCAGGUGUUCAACGCCACGCACCUCUUUGACCACAACGCCUGCGCCGCCGAAUCACCCUUCCACUACACCCCCGGCAACACCCAAGUCUCCUCCUACCCCUCCCUCAUCUCCCUCGUCGACUGGUUCGGGUGGUCCGCGCGAGCCUACAUGCUAGACCUGGUGCCGUCCAUAGUGACUCUCGAUGCAGUGCUGCCGCUGCUCAAGGGGGAGGGAGUGCCGGUGGCGCUGGGGUUGCGGGACCGGCAUGUGAAGAAUCAGAUGGAGCAGGCGACGGGGCUGGGGCACUGGGAGCUGGUGGGGGUGCGCCUGGAGCGCAUGAACCCGCACAUUCUCAAGGAGGGCGAGCUCUUCUUCGCUGAACGCCUCAUUCUCCCACUGAAGCAGCGGUGUGGGCGGCCCAGCAGGGCCAUGUGGUCGUACCUGCGCCACCGUAACCUGCUGCCCAAGCCCGGCCUCCCCAUCUACCGCCACGAGUUCAAGCCAACGUACCGGAGGCGCAAGGGGGAGGACCUAUCAGCGGGCAGCGACUGGAUAGUGGUGGUGGCGAUGCGGGACGAGUGGAAGCCGCUGGUGCAGACGCUCAAGCUCACGCAGCAGCUGCUCAAGUGGCUGCCCCAGGACCGCAUUGUCACGUACCGCGACGGGUCACUGCCCUUUGGCAAGCGCAAGGAGCUGUUUAACCGGGCGAGACUGCUGGUGGCGGCGCAUGACAACGUGCUGGCUGACAUGGUCUUCAUGCCCGCUGGAGGGGCGGUGGUGGAGAUCCGGCCAGAGGAGGAGGCGGAUCCGACCUUUCACCACCUGGCAGACGCGUGCCAGCUGGACUACUACCUGCUCUUCUCGGACGGGCGCAAGGCGGACGGCAAGAAGGGCGGCAAGCCCAAGGUCAAGGACCCCAAGGUGGUGCACAAACUGCUGGAGAAGAUUGCGAGACGGAUACGGAAAGUGUAA